Sorex araneus (European shrew) is the source of this 6473-nucleotide messenger RNA. It is a transcript of the gene CEP57L1, whose product is annotated as centrosomal protein 57 like 1. NCBI's taxonomy places the organism in Eukaryota, Metazoa, Chordata, Mammalia, Eulipotyphla, Soricidae. The record is from RefSeq and is a predicted model, not a curated record. Gene Ontology annotation, molecular function: identical protein binding; gamma-tubulin binding; microtubule binding. Gene Ontology annotation, cellular component: small-subunit processome; centrosome; nucleolus. Gene Ontology annotation, biological process: rRNA processing. The coding region runs from base 199 to 2511 and encodes 770 amino acids. The transcript is spliced from 2 exons.
GGCUACGACGGUUAGCGGAGACGGAGAUUGAGGGUCCUCGAAGUGGGGAAUGGAGGGAUGAAAUCCAGACAUUUACAUUCAUUUGUUCAUUAUUUACUGAAAACCUACAAUGGACAAACUCACUUAACAUCAAGUAUACAGCAGUAUAUGAACCUCCCUUAAGAAAUAUACAGCCAACUCAAGGGACAGGCUGCUGAGAUGAGUCUGAACCAGGCUGCCAAGAGCUUUCUCGCUUUAAGCCAACAGCAAGAAUUAGAUGACCUGUCAAAUGAUGACCCCUUGAGUGCCAGUGAAGAUGAGAAUAGUGAUGAAGAAAGAAAGCACCAGAAGCUUCUGGAAGCAAUCAGAACCCUUGAUGGGAAGACAAGGCCGAAUUUGGUCCAGAGAUCUGAGGCUAGUCUGGAGGUAUCAGAGUUCAAUAUCAGUUCUAAUGGGUCAGGAGAAAAACUAGUUAUUUCUGAUCUACUUGACCCCACUAAAAUGUCACCCUCACUGGCUAAUGUUAAAAAGCAACUCAAGAGAGUCAAAUCAAAAAAGAUAGUUGAGUUACCCCUUAACAAAGAAGAACUUGAACAAAUCCACAGAGAAGUGACAUUCAAUAAAACCACCCAAGCCCUUUCCAAAUGGGAUCCCAUUGUUCUGAAGAACAGGCAAGCAGAGCAGCUGGUUUUUCCCAUGAAUAAGGAGCCAUCAGCCUUUGCUCCUAUUGAACAUGUGCUCAGUGGCUGGAAAGCAAAAACUCCACUGGAGCAAGAACUUUUUAAUCUGCUACAUAAGAAGAAGCAACCAGUAACAGAUCUUUUACUAACUCCCAAGGAAAAGGCCUCUCUCAAAGCCAUGAGCCUGGAAGAGGCUAAGAUGUACAGAGCAGAGCUUCAGAGGGCCCGGGCUCUGCAGUCCUAUUACGAGGCCAGGGCUCGAAGAGAAAAAAAAAUCAGAAGCAAAAAACACCAUAAAAUGCUGAAGAAAGGAAAGGGUAGGAAAACCCUGAACGAGAUUGAGAUGUUAUCAAAAGUCAGUCCUUCAGCAGCAUUGGAAGAACUGGAAAAAAUCAAAACAGCCAGAAUAAUGGAGCGGAUGAACCUUAAGCACCAAAGUAGUGGGAAGUGGGCAAAGUCAAAAAAAAUCGUGGCCAAAUUUGACGUGGAAGUUCGCCAGGCUAUGCAGGUGCAGUUGGCCAAGAACAAAGAAUUGGCACAGAAAUUCCAGGUAGCCUCGGAGAAUGAGGAAGUAGAGGAAGGCAGUGUGGAGGAAGCAGGUGAACACCUUUUUCCUGAUGCAGCGAAUGAGGUACAGACGAAUGAAGUGGAUCAGAACCCCUGGAUACUUGGGAGACCAAUGGGUGAUGCAUACGAGAAUGAAAUCCAGAAGGACCCUAAACAGCUUUUAAAGCCUUUGGUACAGGAGGCCUCUGAGAAAGAGAAAGAAGAAAGACCAGUGGCAGAAGAAGAAAUUUCACCGCAAGGAUCUAAAGAAACGCAAUUUUUCUGGCAAAAGUCUAGGCCUAACCAGGACAACGAACCAGUGGGCAUUCAAGAAGCAAAGUAUUCUAGCUGCCAGGAGGUACUGUGUGUAUUGAGGGCAGAGUCUCAGAAACUAAGCAUGGAAAAUGAUUCCAGAAAGCAAAAAGUGAGUUUAGGGAAGACAGUUGUACUGGUUCAGAGUGAGUCACUAAUCGAGAAAGAAGAGGAACCUCUAUUGCUCCAGAGUUUGGAGAGAGCACAGACUCAAGAAGAACUAGAUGUACUGGGUAAAGAGAGGUGUUGUCAAAAUAAGGAGCUUCCCAGGUCGGAGUCAAAAGGGCAGCAGUUAAAGAGGAAGCCAAGAAAUCAUCCUGAUGCACCUAAGAAGAAAACUAAGGAACAAAUGAUUAAUCUGCAGAACCUCCUAACUACAAAAUCUCCUUCUGUGAAGUCUUUGGCUGUUCCCACAAUAGAAGAAUUGGAAGAUGAAAAAGAGAGAGCCCAAAAGCAGGUGGUAAAGGAAGCUUUUGCCGGGGAUGACGUCAUUAGAGACUUCCUGAAAGAGAAGAGAGAAGCUGUGGAGACAAGUAAGCCAAAGGACUUGGACCUGAUUCUGCCUGGCUGGGGUGAGUGGGAUGGUGCAGGCCUAAAGCCCAGUGCCAAGAAGAGACGUCGGUUUCACAUUAAAGUCCAUGAAGGUCCUCCAAGGAAAGACAAAAAUUUAGCAAAUGUGAUUAUCACUGAGAAGCGAAACAUCCAUAUGGCAGCUCAUCAGGUACAGAUGCUCCCACACCCGUUCACCCACUAUCAGCAAUUUGAAAGAACCAUCCAGACCCCUAUAGGAUCUACAUGGAACACCCCGAGAGCCUUCCAAAAGCUGAUUAUACCCAAGGUCGUCACCAAGCUAGGCCAUGUCAUCAAGCCCAUAAAAGCAGAGGACGUGGGAUACCGGUCUUCCUCGAGGUUAGACCUCUCUGUUGUACAGAGUAAGACAGUAGGACUUAGCUUGUGCCACAAAAAACAAAUGAAGAAAAAAUCUAUAUAUUAAAUACAUUAAAUAGCUUGAGGAAUGAUAUCUUCAUGCUGGAACAACUAAGCAAGUUGUGCUAAUUGGGGGUCAUUGCAGUGCUCACCAGAAGUUACACUUCCUGGCCAUGACAUUUGCAAAUCUAUUUUUUUAAGUUAUGAUAAUCAGUAUUAUGCUCCUUUUGUGGAGUUGGCAUACCUGGCAGCAGUACCCUCUGCUAUUGCUUGCUGCAAUGCCAGGUUACAGAUAAUAGAGCUGCCAGAAUUACACUCAACAUUUUGAGCACCAGGGAACUGAACUCGACCACAUAUUUGCAGAGUAGGUGCUCUAAGCCAUGUUAUUCCUUCAGGCCCUCAAGUGGACUGCACAGCUUUUAGUCGUGCACUUAUUAUUGGCAUGCUCUACAAUUUUAUGUGAUCCUUGAAUUGUAUAUCUUACAUAAUUCAAGAAAUGUAUAGUUUGGAAAUUGUGUUUUAAGUUUUGCGACAGCUUUUGUAAUACCUUGAAUAUUUUUAGUCCUAGGCAUCAAACUCAGUUCCUCACACAUGGGUAGGCAAGCACCCUACUGCUGUGCUAUGUAUCUGGUCUGAUGUUUUGAAAUUUUAAGCUUCUUAAUUGGAGAAAUUUACCAUAAUUAAUUUUUUUAAAUAAGCAUAAAUGUUUAUAUCCUCAAGCAAAGACUCAGUGUCAAGCUUUGUUAUGGAAAUUAUUAAAGACACCAUGUUUAGGCACAGGAAUAGUUCAGAGGUCUAAAAUGUCUGCCAGUGUAUGAUCUUGAGUUUUUGGUGUGCUGGGCAUGAUCCUGGCUCCACUGCUUUUUGAGCCUGUCGGCUGUGCUGUGCCUAAAUAAUAGGUAAUUUUGACUGCACCAUAGGAACACAUACACGACUAAAAGCUGUGCAGGUACCAUAAAUCAGGAAUUGUGACUAACAUAAGACCCCAAGCACACACUAAAACAGUAUUGUGUGAACAUGACUAAAAAAUGCCUACUCUUGAGUAUAGUGUCCAGAUAGGAGAGUAUUGCAUCCUAGUGUGAGACUGGUGAGCACUGCAGGCAGGCAUUUUGUACAAUCAUUAUCAUACCAACUCAGAGGAAGGGGGAAAGCACCAUACUUAUACAGUAACUUGUCUAUAUGGUAUAACAACUUUACAGACUUGAUGGUCUGGGAAAAUGUAAUUAUUAACCAGAACAUUUUAUUUAAUGUGAUAGUUUACAUCUUUUAGAGUUAUUUUAGUGUCUACCUUUUGCAGCAACAGAAAAACAUUCAGAAGAAAUUCAGAGAAUUGCUGAAAAUUUCUGAAAAAAAAAAUUCAGAAGAAUUUCUUUAGGUUGGUAAUUUUUUAAAGUAAAAGUCACUUUAGGAAUCCUGAUUGCUGAGAUCUAAUAUGAAUAUAUUUUGAAGAGAUCUUACUAGGUUUAUGGACCAUAACAUCUCCAAAGAACAUGAAAUUUGAAGUUAAACCUCAAGUUCAUGUUUUUGUUAUUACCUCAUACAGAUUCUGAAACCUUGGUUUUUCCCACAUGUAAAAUACAUUCAUAUUAUUAUAUUUCUGUCCUCUGACUGUAUCAAAUUUAGAAUCUGCAAAUGCUAUUUCUUUCUACCCAAGGUUCUCAGCUGGGAUUUUCACAUUGUUUUCUCACUGUUUUGGCUUCAUCUCAGAAGACUUAUUCUCAGAGGUCUUACCUAACCAUUCUAGUCCAAGCAGACGACUGUUAUCCUUUCUAGUUUUUGUAGCAGUUCAUUUGUUCUAUAUUUGUUAUAUGUUCUCAUGAAGUUUCCAGUGUUGUUCUCUCUGCCUCACAUUCCCAUUGUAGUUCUCCAAAAUACUUGAUCCAGGAGGCUAUUACCUACCUCAUAGGCUUGUUAAGUCCCAGUAAAAUAAUUUUGUGUAAUAAACUUAAGUCCAGUUGUCCAGUUUUCCAUAUUUUUCCAUUUCCUGUCUAAAUUUUUGACAUAUUUAGCAUACUAAAUCCAGUCAUUAAUAAGAUAAUGUGUUUAUUUAUGCCUCCAAAUAACCCUUUGAAGUACAUAAUAUUAUCCUUAUUUUUACAGAUAAGUAAAUACUGUUAUCCUUAUUUUUACAUUACUGCCCUGUUACUUAACUUUAGCCAGAAUAAUAGCAGCUGUGGCCUGAGUCCUUUGUUUGUAUGUGGGUGUCACUAUUUGCCAGUCUCUUUUUUACACCCUUUCCCCUUUUAUUCCACCACUGGGUUGUGGUUGUUGUUGUUGUUAUUCCUGAACCAUACUCAGUGGUACUUGGGGCCAGUGCUUGGAAAAACAUGCAGUGCCAGGGAUCGAACCCAGGCCUCUUGCAUUCAAGCAAGACAUGGUCUCAGCCCAUGCUCUGACCAUAUUUGUUUCUGAUGACCAAGAAUCUCACUCUUGGGUAUAGUGCUCACACGAUUGUGGUGCUCUUCAGGAGUUGCACUUUUGAUGUGCUUGCUGAGGUGGUGUGGGGGUGGGGGUGUCUCAUUUUUUGUUGUGGCACCCUGAUAUACUUUAUUUUGCCUUAGGGAUCCUAAGCAGCAGAGCCUUUUGGAUUGCACAUAUGCAUAUCAUGUUGAGCCAGGGAUCAAACUUGAGGUCUCACAGGCCUUACCCUUGGAUGACUUGUAUUCUAUAAUUGAGCCAUCACUAGUACUUUUUGCAAGUCUCUUGAUCUUUCUGGGCCUCAGUCUUCAUUAGUAAAUUGGGGGGUGCUGAAUUUGAUAUUUUCGUUUUGUUUUUAAACUAGAAUAGAUAAUUUACAUUAGUCUUCACUUCUGUGUUUUACAGUUCUGAGCUCUGACAGAAAUGUAUAGUGUGUAUUCACCAUUGCAGUAUCAUAAUUUAACCACCCUAAAAAUCCCCUGGACUCCAGCUGUUCAUACCUCCCUUUUACUCCCUGGCCCUCUUAAUAGCCACCAAUCUUUUUUGCCUUUCCUAUGUCUUAUGGUUAGAAUCAUACAGGAUGUACCCUGUUCAUUAGUUUUUUCUUUAAUGAACUGUUCUUUUGCUGUUAUAUUUUAGAAGUCAUUGCUAAUCCUAGUCAGCAGAUUUUUUUCUACAUAUAGCAAUAUGCAUUCAUGGUUCUUUUAUGCCUUCUAAUGGGUUGAUUGUUAAUUUCUAUUUUCUUCCCUUUUUUGUAUCUAAUUUUAUUUAUAUGUUGAAGAUGUUUUUUUGGUUUUAUUUAUUGUAUUUUUAUUUAAGCACAUAAUUUACAGUAAUAGUGUUUGUUUCUUAUAUUGGUCUUUUUUAUUGUUCAUUUCUUUUUAUUUCAUGACCAUAUCACAAUUUAUCCAUUUGCAUCUUUAAGGACAUCUUGGUUGCUCCCAGCUUUGGGCAAUAAUGAAUAAAGCUGCUAUACAUAUUUUUGUGUAGGUGUUUUUUGUGGGUUGUGUGUGUGUGUGUGUGCCUAUAAGUUUUCAUUUCACUUAAAUUGAGAUAGUAAUAUGAUUGCUAUAUUUUGUGGAAAUCGGUUUAGCUUUUUUCCAAGGUGGCUAUAACAUUGACAUUUGUACCAGCAGUGAAUAAGCACUCUGGUUGUUCCACAACCUCUCCAGCUUUUGGCAUGGCCAGUGUUUUGGAUUUUAGCCAUUCUGGUAGCUAAAUAGUGGUAUCUCAUUUUAAUUUGCAGCUCUCUGAUGACCUUUAAUAUGAAGUAUCUUUUCAUAUACCUAUUUGCUCUGCUUAUAGCAAAUAAGUGAGGUAUCUGUGUAGAUCAUUUACCCAUUUUUUAAUUAGAUGGUAUGGCUGAUUUUCUUAUUUUUAUGAGUUCUUUAUAUAUUUUGGAUACCACUCUUUAAGUUUCUCCCAGUGUACAAUAUCUCUUCAUUCUCUUAACAACUUGAGAUUUUAGUGAAGAAAAGGUACUAGUUUUUUCUUUAAAACGGUUCUUUUGCUGUUAUAUUUUAAAAGUCAUUGCUAAUCCCAGUCACCAGAUUUUCUACAUUAUCAUUUAGAAAUUUUAUAGUCAUAUAUUACACAAAUAAUUUUGUAAUU